CUGGCAGGAAGAUAAAUAAGUAGAGGAGUGCAGCUGGUUCUGUUGUCAGGCACAGUUGAUGGCUGUUGUAAAAUCGCAAUAAACGCACCUUUCUUGCCUUCUGCUUAAAAUUCGCCAAAUUAAACAUGCCUUCUUACAAGUUGAUCUAUUUUCCCAUCACAGCAUUGGCGGAACCAAUUCGCUUCCUGUUCAACUAUGCUGGCAUUAAGUUUGAAGAUGAACGUCUUGACAGGAAAGAUUGGCCGAAGCUUAAGCAGACUAUGCCAUUCGGCCAAGUACCCGUGCUCGAAGUAGAUGGAAAAAAGAUCAAUCAGUCCGUAGCUAUAUGUCGCUAUUUGGCGAAGCAAUGUGAUCUUGCCGGCAAAAAUGACUGGGAAUCUCUGGAAAUUGACGCGGCCGUCGACAACAUACAUGAUUUACGCGCCAGUAUUGCAGCUUAUUAUUACGAGAGCAAUGAACAGGCUAAAAAAGAGAAACUCAAAAUUGCUAAGGAGAUGGUAUCGUACUACUUAGAACGUCUGGAUGCUCAAGUAAAGAAGAACGAUGGUUAUUUUGUUGGCGGUUCUUUGUCUUGGGCCGAUUUCACUUUUGUCAGCAUGUUGGAUUACUUGGACUGGAUGAUGAAGGAGAACAUCAUUGAGAAAUAUGAAAAUCUAAAGCAGCUCAAAAAGAAGGUCGAGGAAAUACCCGCCAUCAAGAGUUGGAUUGAGAAGCGUCCAAAAUCAAUAUUUCUAGUAUUAAAGAUACUUCUUUAUGUCAUCGUGACGUGGCUUUUAUGGUUGCUAGGCUGCUAUAUUAUCGUACAUGUAGCUAUAAUGCAAGCGAAGGUCACACAAUACGGAGUGUCGUUACAACAGAACAUUCAGUCGUUCUCAGUUCGCAAACAGCUUCACAUCGACUGCCAGCGUCUCGAUUUUUAUCAUAAGUCAUAUUAUACAAACUGCAAGAACAUGCCGACGUACAAGUUAACGUAUUUUAACGUUACCGGCCUUGGAGAGCCGAUUAGAUACUUGUUAAGUCAAUGCGGCAUUAAAUUUGAGGAUGUCAGGCUCACUUUUGAAGAUUGGCCGAAAUAUAAAUCAAACAUGCCUAUGGGACAAGUACCGGUCCUGGAGAUUGACGGUAAACCAUACCAUCAGUCCAAGGCCAUCUCUCGUUUCCUCGCCAAGAAGAGCAAUUUAUAUGGAUCAGAUGAAUUCGAAGCCAUGGAGAUCGACGCCGCUGUUGAUUCUAUCGACGAUUUAAGACAAGCUUUAUCUACUUAUUAUUGGGAACAAGACACCGCCCUCAAAGCGAAACUCAAAGAGACCGCCUUUCAAAAAUUGCCGUUCUAUCUCGAUAAAUUCGAGGCUCAAGUUAAAAAGAACGGUGGAUACUUUGUUGGUGGCAAGUUGUCAUGGGCAGACUUGUUAUGGACUGCAUAUACUGAUUAUCUGAACUUUAUUGUGAAUGAUCUGAAUAAAGAUCAUCCAGAAUUGAAGAAACUUGUGGAAAAAGUUCGCGCUUUGCCCAACAUUAAAGCUUAUAUUGAGAAGAGACCAAAAACUCAAUUGUAAAUAAAACGAUUUUUAAUACUUAUACUUAUACUUAUACUCUUUCUACGAUUUAAUACGCAUUGACAUAUAACUUUUUGCUGCUAUUGUUCGAAAUAUUUUGUAAAAAAAUAUAAUAUAUAAACAA
Pogonomyrmex barbatus (red harvester ant) is the source of this 1680-nucleotide messenger RNA. RefSeq names its product glutathione S-transferase-like. NCBI's taxonomy places the organism in Eukaryota, Metazoa, Arthropoda, Insecta, Hymenoptera, Formicidae. Gene Ontology annotation, molecular function: glutathione transferase activity. Gene Ontology annotation, biological process: glutathione metabolic process. The record is from RefSeq and is a predicted model, not a curated record.